Molecule: messenger RNA, 3326 nt
Organism: Pecten maximus
Lineage: Eukaryota; Metazoa; Mollusca; Bivalvia; Pectinida; Pectinidae
Product: 3-keto-steroid reductase-like
Exons: 11
Coding region: 269-1282 (337 amino acids)
Biological process (GO): cholesterol biosynthetic process
Cellular component (GO): endoplasmic reticulum membrane
Molecular function (GO): 3-beta-hydroxysteroid 3-dehydrogenase (NADP+) activity
Source: RefSeq, a predicted model, not a curated record
GUAAACUCAGAUUAAAGGACAUAGAAAUAAAAUGUACAUAUUUGUCACCGUGCUCUUUAUCUUGACCUAACAUGAUCGCAUGUUGCUCUCAUGACCGAUCGGGCGAGGCUGUUAUCAGUGUUACAGCUAAUCAAGGGCCAUCGGAUGAGGAGCCAGAGGUUACAGGUAGAUUAAAGGUAAAUGUAAAAAUUACUAUGUAGAGCACAUAUAACGUUAUACACUAUACCGGUCGUGAUCGCUGAACUGUUUAUAAGUUCCUAAAAAAACGAUGACUGGCCGGAUAGGAGGAGGUGAAGUUGCCAUUAUAACUGGUGCUAACGGAGGUAUUGGCCUGACUCUAGCAGAGAGACUCCUAACCAUACACACGGACCUCCACCUUUGCUUGGCAUGUCGAAACCGACAGAGAGCCCAGACUGCUCGAGAUGUUCUGCUCCUCUCUCAUCCAAAAGCCCAAAUCUCCAUAGUAACAUUGGAUACCAGUGAUAUUCAAUCUGUUCUUUCAGCUGUGAGGGAUAUAAAGAAGCUAUUUUCAAGAAUAGAUUAUUUGUACCUCAAUGCUGGGAAGAUGAGUGUGAAGCAUUUAAACUUUUCCAACUUGUUUAAAUCCAUUCUGAAAAUGAACACACUAUUUCUGUUCAACACUGGACAUGGGCUACUGGUUCACUCUGACCAACACACGUCCGAGGGUCUUAUGAGCACGUUUGCUACAAAUGCUUUUGGACAUUUUGUACUGGUAAAGGAGCUUGAGGACAUCCUUGGAGGUACUAAGCCUUCACAGGUAAUCUGGACAUCAUCUGUGGCAGGUGUUCGUUCAGCUUUUAACCCACGGGACAUACAGGCCAAAAAUGGAAAGGAUCCCUAUGGGUCAACAAAAUGUGUGAUUGAUACUACAAGUAUGGUGUUGAAUGAGAGGCUGAAUAAAGGGAACAUCUACUCCCAUACGACAUGCCCAGGACUUGUCCUCACCAACAUGACCAAUGGUAUUUUAGCCUCUUGGAUCUGGUGGCUCAUCCUCCCCUUUAUGUACAUUUUCCGAUUGGUGUUGGACCAUCUAAGUAUUGAUACCUAUAAAGGAAGUGAGCCUCUGGUGUGGCUAUCACAACAGGAGCCGAAGAGUCUGAAGACCAAUGUACGAUACCACAGUUGUACUGACGUCUGGGGGAACACCUCCGUCCAACCAUUUCAGGUAAACUUUUCUUUGGAGGAGUCGCUCAAGGUGUACGAAGAAAUGGAAUCGCUUUACAAAGGCUUCAAAGAAAAGUACAAGAGCCUAGAGCAAUGAGAAAAAAACAAUAAACAGUUAAGUCUGUGAUGAUUUUUAUGUAAGCUUAAGACUUACUGUAAUUAUCUCAGGACAUUUUAGAUCCUACCUCACAUGUGGCGCUACAGUUUAUAUUCUUCUUUGUUAUUAUUAUACUUAUCUUUAUUUAGACUUAGUUCAUUUAUAACUUGGUUUAGUUUAAGAUCUAGUUCAUUUAUAACUUGGUUUAGUUUAAGAUCUAGUUCAUUUAUAACUUGGUUUAGUUUAAGAUCUUAGGGUUUAGUGACUAGUUCUAUUUAUUAAGAGUUAAUGAUGUUGUAGUAUGAACGAUGUAAAACUAUACUUUAUAUUCUUAUAUUUUUAUUCUUGAAAUGUGGCUAUAUGAUUUAAAAUGUACAGUAAAUUACCUUCAAUGAUCCUUGUACAAUAAAGAAUUGUUUACCCAGUGAUCUCUGUAUUAACUACCAGCUAUAAAUAGAAAAUGAAAUAUAUUUCAUAGAUGCCAAAAGGCGGAUGAAUUCAGUCACAUAUGUCUAUUUACAUUUAUUGUGAGUCGACCAGUACAGUCUCUUCUUUUUUGGUACUUUGGGGAUGAAAUUUUUAUGACAGGUAUGUCAUGACGAAGCCCGAAGUAGCAUGAAACUGGUCAACUUACAAUAAAUUGAUGAACCCAGCCUAUAUGCCAGUUGUGAUUGACUUGUAUUUAUCUUAAGUUUUCUUAUCCACCUCUCAUAGGAACCCUUUACCCACCUCUCAGGGAGGCCAUGGAACCCUUUAACCACCUCUCAGGAGAGGCCUUAGAACGCUUUCUCCACCCCUCAGGAGAGGCCAUGGAACCCUUUAUCCACCUCUCAGGAGAGGCCAUGGAACCCUUUAUCCACCUCUCAGGAGAGGCCAUGGAACCCUUUACCCACCUCUCAGGAGAGGCCAUGGAACCCUUUACCCACCUCUCAGGAGAGGCCUUGGACCCCUUUCUCCACCUCUCAGGAGAGGCCUUGGAACCCUUUCUCCACCUCUCAGGAGAGGCCUUGGAACUCUUUCUCCACCUCUCAGGAGAGGCCUUGGAACCCUUUAUUCACCUCUCACAGGAGGCCUUGGAACCCUUUAUCCACCUCUCACCUGAGGCCUUGGAACCCUUUAUCCACCUCUCACCUGAGGCCUUGGAACCCUUUCUCCACCUCUCAGGAGAGGCCUUGGAACUCUUUCUCCACCUCUCAGGAGAGGCCUAGGAACCCUUUACCCACCUCUCAGGAGAUACCUUGAAACCCUUAUCCACCUCUCACAAGAGGCCUUGGAACUCUUUACCCACCUCUCACAUGAGGCCUUGAAACCCUUUACCUAUCUCUCAGGAGAGGCCUUGAAACCAUUUACCUACCUCUCAGGAGAGGCCUAGGAACCCUUUCUCCACCUCUCACAGGAGUCAUUGGACCCCUUUACUCACCUUUGAAGACAACCACUGUUGACUGUAACCCCACUUUUCAAAGACUGAAGAAAGAUAUAUUAACACCCCACUUGUACAAUAUGGGUUGAAAGGGCAAUGAUGGACUAGAGAUUUGCUCUUCAUUGGUCAGAAGAAAAUUAAUUUGUGGCAGAUUUAUUUGUUAAAUCGUCGCUAGAGGAGAUCUAAUUACAGUCUGUGCAUUAUAGCACAGUUUGGUAUUCAGCUAAUUUUGACUCUGAUGUCAUACACCAUUGCUGAUAAUGAAUGGAGAUAUUUUGCUUUUGAGUUAAUGAAAGCCAAAUACUAUGAAGUUCAUUUGAAUCAAAUAUUAUAGUAUCAAGUAAUAUUUUAUUCAUUAACACAUUAUUUUAUUUUAGGAACAGUGAUAUAUUAAUGUUAUAGGUAAUAUGUGAAUAUAGUUAUUUGUUGGAGCACUACAUAAAUAUUUAGAUAUCUCUUUUAUCUUUAAAAGGAAAUACUUUUUGUCAUCAACUAUAAACGGUUAUCUAAGAUACGUAAGGAUACGUAAUAUUUUAAGCUUAUCUUUAAGUCAAUGAACCUUUUAUCAUUGAACAGAAUCUGUUUGAAAUGAAAGUACAUAAAAUAAAGUAUUAUGUACUUGUA